Struthio camelus australis is the source of this 3949-nucleotide messenger RNA. NCBI's taxonomy places the organism in Eukaryota, Metazoa, Chordata, Aves, Struthioniformes, Struthionidae. The record is from RefSeq and is a predicted model, not a curated record.
AUGGCCAGGAGAACCUUCGACAAACGGAAAGCUAAAGAACACGCCGUGACGCACGAGCAUUGCUAUUUCCUCACUCUGGAGAGACAACACUCCUUGGCUUUCCAGGAGCCUUGCAGAGACCUGGUCUGUGCCCAUAUCAUUGUCCCCUGGUACAGCCCUAUACGAGGAGCUAUGCUGAAGGUGGCACUGGAGUCUUGCACUGAGAACUUUGGAAACAGACCACAGCCAACUCUUAACAUCUUUGCCAGCGCAGUCCGUGAACUGGCUAUUGCCAGGAAGCGCUUGGCCUUGGAUGCAGACCGAGUUGUGCUGCAGAAGAUGAGGAAAGCAGUGAAGGCAGAGCACGCCUGUGGACAAGAUCUCAUCAGCCACAUUGAAGCCCACAUCACCGCCCAGGAGAAAUUCUCAGCCAACUACCAGCUGGAGGGUGAGGAGCAACUGGCCAACGCCUUUAGCACCUUUGCGACCUUCUCCUGGGAGCUGCUGACCUCUGUUAGGAGCCUGUUGCAGAGUUUGUACCACAACAUUAACUUUUCCUUGGAGUCAUUAAUAAAGGGCGACUUGAAAGAGCUCAAAGGGGAAUUCAAAAAACCAUUUGAGAAGGCCUGCAAAGACUAUGAGAGCAAACUUGCGAAAAUUGAGAAGGAGAAGCGAGAGCUGGCAAAGCAACAUGGGAUGGUGCGGAGUGAGGUGAGCGGAGGUGAGAUCGCAGAGGAGAUGGAGAAGGAGCGCAGGACCUUCCAGUUAAACAUGUGUGAGUAUCUAAUCAAAGUGAAUGAGAUCAAAACCAAGAAGGGUGUCGGCUUGCUGCAAAACCAUAUCAAGCACUGCAACUCACAGUUCAAUUUUUUCCAGGAAUGUUUAAACGCAACAAUAAAACUUAAGAAGUUUACAGAGACGCUCAUCCCAGAGCUGCAGAGUAUGAAGAUUGGGCAGGAUGAGGAGAAGAAGCAGCUGUGCUCCCUUCGGGAUCAACUGAAAACAGCAUUGCAGCUGGAGCAGAAAGAGGAUUCUGGGAGCAAACAGGCAGGGUACAACAUGCACCAGCUGCAAGGGAACAAGCAGUACGGCACAGAGAAAUCAGGAACCCUCUUUAAAAAAAGUGAUGGGUUGAGAAAAGUCUGGCAGAAGAGGAAAUGCACCAUCAGCAAUGGCUACCUGACCAUCUCCCACAGCACGCUCAACCGCCCACCAGCCAAGCUGAAUUUAUUGACAUGCCAGGUGAAGCCGAAUGUGGACGACAGGAAAUGCUUUGAUCUGAUUUCACAUAACCGCACGUACCGCUUCCUGGCGGAGGAUGAACAGGAAUGUGUUGCCUGGGUGUCCGUCCUCAGCAACAGUAAGGAGGAGGCGCUGAAUGUGGCCUUCAGCAAGGCACAAGGCGGAGGGGAGAGCAGCAGGGAGGAGCUGACCCGGGCCAUCAUUGAGGAGGUUAAAUGCAUGCCUGGGAACAGAGAGUGCUGUGACUGCUCAGCGUCAGAUCCCACUUGGCUCUCCAUUAACUUGGGCAUCCUGAUCUGCAUCGAGUGCUCUGGGAUUCACAGAGAGAUGGGUGUGCAUCUUUCUCGCAUCCAGUCACUGUCUCUGGACAAGCUAGCAACCUCUGAAUUGCUGCUGGCAAGGAAUAUUGGCAACUCUGGCUUCAAUGUCAUCAUGGAAGCGAAUAUCCCCAGCUCUUCAACGAAACCCACAGAGCACAGCGAUAUGGCUUUUCGGAAAAAUUUCAUCAUUUCCAAAUAUGUUGAAAAGAAAUAUGCCAAGAGGAGCCCUGCUGGUCACCAUCCAGACCUCCCAGAAGCUGUCAUGUACAAGGACAUACUUUCUUUGCUCCAAGCUUAUGCUGAGAAUGUGGAUUUGAGCAAGCCUGUGCUGGCACCUAUGCAGGAACCUGGGGAGACCAUUCUCCACCUGGCAGUGUUGCUGUCUGAUCGAACCUCUUUGCAUGUUGUUGAUUUUCUUGUGCAGAACAGUGGGAGCCUCGCAAAGCAGACUGCAAAGGGGAACACACCGCUUCACUACUGCUGCUUUCACAACAAACCCGAGUGUGUCAAGCUACUACUGAAGGCCAAAGCCAGCAUUGCCAUAACUAACGAAGCAGGAGAGACAGCCCUGGAUGUUGCCAGGAGGAUGAGACAUCCCCUGUGUGAAGAACUGCUGCUGCAGGUCCAAAACAAUCAGUUCAACCUGCAUGUCCACGUGGAGUACGAGUGGUGGCUGGGCCAAGAUGACAUGUAUGAGAGCGAUGAAGACCUGGAUGAGAAGCUGGGUUCUUCGAAGAAAGAACGUGCUGUGCGCCCUCAGAGCUGCUACCAUCCACCUGCUCCUGCCUCCAAGCAACAGGCAGCAGGGGCAGUGCCCCAGGACAAGUGGCCAGACACCUAUAUGUCACCCACCCACCUCUGCAGCCUGGACAUACCACCAGCCCCCUCCUGCAAGCCUCCUCUCCCACCUCAGUGGGCAAGCCCAGACGCCCAUCCACCCCUUCUUACCAGCACAUCUGUCUUUACUGAGGACACAAAAACUGGGAGGAUCUCACCCCUGUCUCUGAGCGCCAAGCACAAGCGCACAUCCUCAGAACCAGUGCCUUGGGUACCACUUAGCCCUGAGCAGCCCAGUCAAGUCAAGCUGAUUUCAGGUGCCCUGAAGGCAACAGGCUCCCUCUGCACGUCUGGCCCCCAGGCUGUGGGACAACCUGGCCCACACCAGUACCUCCAGGAGUCAGAUCCAUAUUUGGUCCAUGCCAAGGAUGCUCCACCUCCUCUUCCUCGGAGGAGCAGUCUGAACAGACUGCUGCUCCGCAGGGUCCGAGCUCUCUAUGAUUGCAAUGCUGACCGGGAAGAUGAGCUGACUUUUCGCACAGGCGAGAUCAUUGUGGUGUCUGAAAAGGAGGACAGCAACUGGUGGAAAGGGUGGAUUGAAGGACAGCCUCAUAGGCGAGGUGUCUUCCCAGCUUCCUUCGUUCAUGUGCUCAAUGAAUAGGAACUGCUUCAAUUCAGGAAGAAAGAUCUGAUCAGCUGCUUAAAAUGCAACUCUCCCGUAUCCUGUCUGCAGAGGGCUCCCUGGGCACAAGCAAGCUGGGAGCACCAGCUCACUCGGACCUGCCUCCCUCGUGUCAGCUGCCCCCAGUGUACCCAUCCCCCUGCCAAUACCUGGUUCCUGGCAUUGGCUCUCUUCUCUCUGGCCUACCCACAGUGCCAGGCUGUCACAAAGGAUGCCUCCCUGGCCAGCAGUGCUGAUGGGGAGGCCCAACACGCCACAUAAUGUCAAUUUAAAUGGUGCGUUAGGCCUUGGAUACUUGCCCACCUGUGUGACGCGCAUCCUGUGUUAGCAAACUCUGCGUAGCCAACAGGAGAGGAUGAAGCAACCGAUGUGCUCCGUGGCCGUGUUCCAGGUCUCAGCUCAGCCAUCGCCACCACCUGAACCCAUCUGCAUUCCCAGGCAGGACCCAGCCCUCGUGGGCUCUAUUGUCACUCCAGGGCUUCUGUCACCUGCCCUCACAUUCAGCUCCAAGGCAAAGAAACCUCCAGUUCUUGCCAUAUGCUGUCUGUGCUGUGAGUCCUGCAGUGCUUCUCUGCUCUGAUGGUACCAAUGGUAAUGAUGGUACAAUGGAGCAGAGCUGUGCCACUGCUGUGCAGUCCUGCGAGAACCUCUGAAGUUGCAAGUGGAGCUGCAAACCCCUGAGAAAUACUCUUGGGGAACAGCAGCUUCUGCGGAGAACAGAGUGUGUUAGGAGCUGCACUGCUUGGAAAUGCAAGUGAGUCCUGUGCAGUUAGCACCACUUAGCGUUUUUAAUGUCCUUAAUUCCUCCUACCCAGGUUUGACCAAUAGUUAGCGCUCCAGAAAAUCUGCUCAGUGACAGUUCAGGGAAUUGCUCUAUCAGUACCUAGACUCGGAGGACUGAUGGAGAGGCCCCCUGGGCCAUCACUAAUAAAUAGUGGCUCUUCAGUGC